AUGGUGGAUACUGUGUUGUCGAGGGACAAGAAUUGGGUGCGCUGGAAAGCAGAGGGUUGCCCGCUGAUCGAGAAGCCUUCGGUGUCGGUGACCGAGUAUGCCGGCGCCUGUGAGCAAGCGACGAAAGUGUAUGCCAACAAACGUAUUCGUCCCUCGCCGAUGGGGUCGCUGAAUCUCAAUUUCCUCUCGGAAGGCGAGUCAACUGCCGGUCUCGAGAGACUUGCCGAGUCUGAGAGGUAA
Molecule: messenger RNA, 240 nt
Organism: Aspergillus melleus
Lineage: Eukaryota; Fungi; Ascomycota; Eurotiomycetes; Eurotiales; Aspergillaceae
Exons: 1
Coding region: 1-240 (79 amino acids)
Source: RefSeq, a predicted model, not a curated record